This is a messenger RNA of Lethenteron reissneri (Far Eastern brook lamprey), 7026 nucleotides long. RefSeq names its product sodium-dependent multivitamin transporter-like. Gene Ontology annotation, cellular component: membrane. Gene Ontology annotation, molecular function: symporter activity. Gene Ontology annotation, biological process: sodium ion transport; transmembrane transport. NCBI's taxonomy places the organism in Eukaryota, Metazoa, Chordata, Hyperoartia, Petromyzontiformes, Petromyzontidae. The record is from RefSeq and is a predicted model, not a curated record.
GCCGACAGUAGCACGUGUUCGUUGCUGCGCGCUCGCCCUUGUUGCCCUUGUGUGUGUCGUCCUUGUGUCACGAAGGCACAUGUGUGGGGGGUUUUCUUGGGUCUACGCGGUGGUGCCUUUUCGUUGGUGUUAUUCGAGUGUCAGUGUCGUUUUGUAGCAGAGCUCAACGUCGGCGUGCGACGUUUGGGAGGAUACAACGCGGUGGAGACGGGCGGGUGUUGCGGCGUUGUUUUUUUUUCGUGAACGUUUUGAGCGAUAAUCUCCGUGCGGAUUGUGUCGUCUGUCGGCUCGCCUGCCAACCCGUUGCACUUGUUUGUUAUAAAACACAAGGGUGGUGGUGGUGGGGCGAACAAUGUCGCAGGCUACCGAGACAACGAAGGGGUGGGGUGGAUAAGAGACGGGUUAAAGUAGCGAUUUAAUAACCAUCGUAUACGGUAUUAUAUGAUCGGCAUCAUGGGACCAGAUGCUUAACGGGGAUUAAUUGCGGAAAGGUAGGGCGGGUGGGUUAAGGUGCAAGUGGUAGACGCGUAGUAAUCGUUAGCCACACGCUUGCCUCUGUACACUUAUCACAAUUGAUACAGUAUACGGUACUGUGUUGUAUCGCAAUUUGGGCAAAAGGUCACUGACACGUCGUGUGUAGUUCUCGGUGACUUUGAAUCUCCACGUGGUGUGAUAUUGCAUGGGGAAGAGCGGUGCAAGAACAUCAUCCUCACUGCCACACGUUGUUCCAAUCGACAUUGAAUCCUUAAGAGUUAGCCGCUGUGUUUAAUCCUUCCGGUAGAACAAACACACGAGUCCUGUUUUGUGGGCCACGUGUAAACGGAGUACAAUCUAUAAAGUACACGAAUUUUUUUUAAAAUAUAAAACCCAACCAAGACGGAAUGUAAAAAAAUGUAGGGUAAAGUUGACAUUGAAUGCGGGGUGUGUACGUUACGUCGUGUGUUGAUUAAAUGCGAACAACUUUGAGAAGUCAUCUUUACGCAUCAUCUUCGUAGAAUGGUCGAUGACUGCGUUGUCAAUGUUGAUGGGUGGUAGAAGUGUCCGACGGUUAUAAGUUCAACGUUCUCAGAACGGUGGCUCUCAACUUGUUUCGAAUUUGUCGUAAGUUUGUAGUUCUCGGUCAGGUUUCUUGCGCACAUCAAAAACAGCUGCCCAAAAAUCACCCGUCACUGAGCAAAGGGCCAGCAACUAACAGCAACUAUUGCAAGUUUAACAGAUUCGAGUUGACCUACAAUCCUUCCGAUAUGAAAGAUCAGUUGCGUAUCGGCUGUACGAUGACAUGUCACGACCACGCCGUUUGUUAUGCCGACUAAGAGUGGAAUAUAAUCAAGAGUGAUAUAUAAAGACUUGUGUAGUAGCUGCGUUAAUGUUGUUUGGCCAGCAAAAGCGCGGUCGGUGUGUGCGAUUGUGAAGAUUUGCUGGAUGGGCCCAUACAACAUUACGCGAUUAUAAAAGCAGCCACCGAACUGUGAGUUUGGAAUUCUCUAUUGCCCAGGUGUGUGCGUGGUCGCAUGCGACUUCACGCGUGAUAGUGUUGAGUGUUUCUCUUAAGUCAUUGACGGUAACUGCAACGUGUCAGGAAGUUACUAAAGUGUCCGAGUGCAGCUGAUUGAUGUCAAGAGUUUAGCAGGUGUAUGUUUGAUGUUUACAUCGAUUUUCGCGAUGGCUUUAGGCUUAGUAUAAGCCGUACGUCCUUAUUAUAUAAUAGGCGCGGUUUACAUUAAAACAGUGACUUUCGGAUGAGAAGUAGAAGUUGCUGCUGCCUUUUAUUCGAUUGUACUUGAAUUUAAAGUGUUGGUAUGUCUAAACAUUAAUUCUCGGUUUAUUUAAGUAUUUAAGCAAUCGUAAUUUUUUUUAAAAGUACGUUUAAGCUUUCAAGCCAACCGUGUUUCAUUAAGAACAACAAAAGCUCUUCUACACACAACAAGACACAACUUCAGCUUUGUGAGUCUUGAUUAAACUGUUGGGCAAACACUGGUGGUGGUUGGUGGUGGUUGGUGGUGGUGGUUGUUGUGCACCGUGGACCUUUGGACGAGUUUAUUUUCUUCGGUACAUUUGGAUCCAACUUAUCAUUGAUAAGGCAAUAAUCUUUAUUAACCAAGGGGUUCUUCUGGAGGACAAGAGUUUUUUUUUCUAUACUCCAAGGAUUUUUGUGUCAGCAAAGCGAGGUGGCUCAUACAACAGGGGUUCUCGUUAAUCAAUUACCGAGCAGGUUUUUAAGUGGACUCGCUUUGCCCAUCCGUUGCACGAAGUUUCUCACUCGACCCGACUCAACCAACAGAUUCCUUCAAGCCAGAGAGAGAGAUUAUAAUUUAUAGAAACAAAAAGUUGUGAGAGAUUGUUAAUUCAAGAGCGCGCUUUGCCAAUGGUUAGUUUGCGAGAUUCAUCGUUGCCAUGCCGGUUUAGAAGUAAAAAUAUAUCCUGCUGCUUGCUGCCUUUAACUUAAUUGUCGCAUCGCACAAAAAAUACGACACUUGAACUUUAGUUCGUAUUUUACAACGCAAUCUCAGGGAUUAUCUUCGUUUUACAACCCGCUAUAUUUACGUGCAUAAAAGCUACGCCGAGACAAUUUUUUCCGGGGCCUCUCCAACCCCGCACAUCAGUAGGGCGCACGCCAGAUAGCUUUUUUAUUUUUGGGGUAGCAAUGGCCAAGCUCACUUUCUCAUGGGUGGACUACCUCAUCUUCGCCAUCCUGCUGGUCAUCUCCACUGGAAUUGGCCUCUACUACGCCCUGAGCGGUGGUCGCCAGAAAACCACCCAGGAGUUUCUGCUGGCCGACAGGAGCAUGGGCUUCGUGCCCGUGGCUUUGUCGCUUCUCGCCACCUUCCAGUCGGCGGUGGCCAUCCUCGGGGUGCCCGCAGAGAUCUACACCUAUGGCACUCAGUACUGGUUCCUGGGAGUCAGCUACAUCUUCGGGCUCCUCAUUCCUGCCCACGUUUUCCUGCCCCUCUUCUAUCGGCUCAAGGUGACCAGCGCCUACGAGUAUUUGGGGCUCAGAUUUAACAAGUCUGUGAGGAUUGCGGGAACGUUAACAUUCAUCUUCCAAAUGGUGGUGUAUAUGGGUGUUGUUCUCUACACCCCAGCUUUAGCUCUUAAUGCAGUGACAGGACUGAAUGUGUGGAUAUCGGUGGUGGUGCUUGGAGUCAUCUGCACUAUUUACACGACCAUCGGCGGGCUGAAGGCGGUGAUUUGGACGGACGUAUUCCAGACACUGGUGAUGGUCGCGGGCCAACUUGCCGUCAUCAUUGUCGGUGCUCAGAAUGCGGGCGGCAUCGCAAAAGUUUGGGAAAUCAACAAUAACGCUGGCAAAAUAUCUGGCAUAGACUUUGACCCGGACCCGUUUAAGCGGCACACCUUAUGGACCCUCGGGUUCGGGGGUGUAUUCAUGAUGCUCGCACUCUACGGGGUCAACCAAGCUCAAGUGCAGCGAUAUCUGAGUGCCCGCUCUGAGAAGGAAGCAAUCUUUUCCGUGUACUUGGUCUUCCCAUGCCAGCAGCUGAUGCUGGCCAUUGGGUCCAUCAUGGGCCUGGUUAUGUACGCACGCUAUCAGGAGUGCAACCCCCGUGUGAUGGGUGACGUCACAAGCAACGACCAGAUGGUGCUAUACUUCGUGAUGGACGUUCUUCAGGAUUACCCGGGGCUGCCUGGCCUCUUUGUGGCCUGCAUCUUCAGCGGGGCUCUCAGCACCAUCUCGUCGGCAUUUAAUUCCCUGGCGACGGUGACGAUGGCGGACUUUGUGAGGCCGUAUUUCCCCAACAUGACUGAGAAGAGAGCGACGCUCAUCUCCAAAGGCUUAGCCUGUAUGUAUGGGCUGGUGUGCCUAGCAAUGGCGUUCCUUGCAUCACUCAUGGGAUCUGUCUUGUCGGCCGCCCUCAGUAUAUUUGGGAUGGUGGGGGGCCCUCUGCUCGGGCUCUUCAUCGUCGGCAUGUUAUUCCCAUGGACCAACGCCAUUGGUGCAAUCUCGGGGCUGGUCGUGAGCCUGCCUUUGGCGCUGUGGCUGGGCAUCGGCAGCAUCAUGUACAACAACGCCAAUGCUGGGCCUCCAGCAGGGCCGCCCCCUCAGUGCCUUAACAUGUCCGACUUCACCACCGCGGCCACUACCGCCUUCGCCACCACCACCGUCGCCCCCCCUGCAUUAAUGGGACUGGCCAAGUUCUAUUCGCUGUCGUACAUGUGGUACACUGCUCAUAACGCUGCCAUCGUGGUCGUCGUUGGGCUCGUCGUCAGCUUCAUCACCGGCUAUACCAAGGGGCGAGAUGUAGACCCUCGCACCAUCUUCCCAAUCAUGGAUUACCUGCUCUUCUUCCUUCCCCGGAGAUAUCGGCAGAAGCUCCACUGUGGCGUCCGGUUUGAUGAGAUGAAAAUCGAAGAUUCAACUGUUGCCGUGACAGAGGAUGAACACAAAUAUGAAGAUGGGAAGUACUCGGGCACCACCACUGAGGAUGGAUACAACAUUGUAAAAGAUAGCUCUGAAAAUAGUUCCGUCAUAAAUGGACACAUGAAAGUAAAACCUGGUCACGUUACCAUGGAAACACACAUGUGAUGUCAAUGGGUACUUGGAGAACUGGACUCUGGCCCAAUGGGCCUUGGCCUUCAAAGUCAUCUGCACUGACUCAAACUUUUUACUGGAAAGAGUAAUACACUGCUAUUGAAUAAGCUUUUAAGCCUGCGUUCAUAAACUGUUAUGUCAUGGUUUGAAAUAUAAUGAAACGGAUGAUAUCUUUGCAAGUGAACAAGAUAUAGGUGAAAAGGAAUCUUGUAUUUAAAGCAAGCAGGUUUCAAGUGUUAAAAGCUGAGAUCUGCCAGAGAAUGGAGAAAUGUUUCUGAAAUUAAAAUGUUCCUUUUAUCAGUAUGAAAAAAUAUUUUUGGGAAAUGGUACCUCAACCUAUAAUCGAACAAGUUGCCAGCUUUUAAGAAAGUCAAGCUAUCUCUUGAAAACAGUAAUAUAUUAAGUCUUCCAUUUUUUGGGGGUAAUUAUUUGACACUUGUAUAAUUUACUCAGCAUUUUUGUUGUCGCAAAAAUUACGUUGCUUGUGACAAACCAGCACAACAUAAGCUCGCUCGUGUGUAUUCGGAUUGCACCACGUGUUAUUCGGAAUGAUGUCCGACGUUUCGCUCCAUGUCCUGGGUGUUUCUUGAAAAAUUUAAUAUCAGCUCCUGAGCAACACACGGAACAGCCGUUCAACGCAUUGGAGUAUUAACCAGUCUCCGUUUCCCUGCUGCAAAAGGUCUCGCACAUGAGCGCUUGUGCUUGAUUGCAUUGGCCAAUGUGAAAAUUGACAAAAGGAGACUUUGCUGAGUUGCAUUGGUGGUGCAACUGUUUUCGGGUGUGAACCCAAUUGGCUGGGUGACUGAAAGCCGUCCUUUUUCCGCGAGAUAUCCCAUGAGAAUAGAACGGGUUGCUUGACUCAAUUGCGAGUGAUAUAAUUGAUCAGCACAAGCUAUCGACAAUCAUGUGAAACCAGUUGCCUGACACUAAUCAUGGGCCAAAAACGAACAACUAUGAAUGCAUUUAUGCAAUAAUCAAGUCUCAUUCCCUGUUGUGUUGUUGGGUUGUAUUAUGGAUGGUUACAAUCGAGGAAGUUAGUGGCUCAAUUUGGAUCCUGAAGACACUUUCAAGACAUCGGACAUUAUGCCAAACAACACGUGGUACAACCUGAAAACGCACUUGAUAGCCGCAUGUUACAACCGCACAAACCUACACAGUAGAAGCAAGUAUUGUAUUAUGGAACUGAACAGUGCCGGAUUUAGCUAGUGCGGGGCCUGUAGCAUAUGUUUUAAAGGGGUCCUAAAUAUAAAAAACCACAUUCAAACGCAUGUUUAACUUGCACAGUAAAGUAAUUGUAUUUUUUCAUUUGCUAUACAGCCAAAUAAUACGACAAAUCGCUAACCUGAAACACCCAGUCGUUCAUAAAAAGUUGAAGGCGGUAUAGUACUAUAGUAAUAGAGCAAGUGCAGAAUCACUGAACCAGAAUUGAUAGCUUAAAAGCAUUUAGCGCGGAGCCCUUGAAAGUGCUGGGCCCGUAGCAUCUGCUACUUUUGCGACUAGGAUAAUCCGGCACUGCAAUUGAAUGACCAGUGGCCUUUAGGAGAGAUGUGACACAAUCACUGAAGAUUGUGUUGUGGCCUUGUAUGUAUGGUGGUUCAUUCACGUUCCUGGUUUCCAGGGCCGCAUUAACGCACAGGCCGUAGGGCCUCAGAUUUUGGGUGGGGUCCCAAAAAGCCUACUUUGCUUCAUAACGGUUGUAAUGGCAGAAACGCAACACGUACUGCAGAGCUGUGAUGAACCCUGUAAGUAAUUUGGGCAUUAAAACCAUAGCAUCACUUCUGUGUAUUACUGCAGGACAAAUAAUUGGGUGCGUUUUACUUUUUAUUUUAUUUACCCUUACAAUUCGUACAUUAAAGUAAAAACAAAAUAGAACUGAAAUAAUAAUGAAGUGUUGUCGUCGUCCAUGGGUGGUAGUAAAACGGUAAAGGGGAAGCAAUUGAAUGUGCAGAGAAGGCCCCUCGAAAAUUGACAGCUCUGGGCCUGCAUCAAACUUUAAUUUGACCCUGGUCAUCUGCGGGAGGCAUUCAUCCAUGGCUGAUGAUGAUGAUGGUUUUGUGUUGCAAUAGCCAGAUGACAGUGCCUGCUAUGUGACUUGUGUACAAUGUAUUUUCCUUGUAAGAAAAAAACAUUGAGGUGGAUCGAUGGUGGGUGUGCACUUAAAGGGGCAUGAUUUGGUUAAUGUUUUUUUACGAAUUUAAAAAUGAAACAUUGUGGUUUACAGGGACCCUUUUUGAAUAAUAUAUUAUCCAAUUGUAAACAUGACAGGAAUAAUAUUGCAAGUUUGCAAUAAAAAUGGUACAGGAUGUAUUUGUAGCAGUUUUAGAUAAUUAAAAACUUAGACUUUGUUGUGUGAUUACAUUUUUUUACGAUUUUGGCAAAACAAGUGAUGUUGAAUUUCGAUUUAAAGCUUUCGUGACUGCAGGGAUUCAUCUUCUUGGUUCUUUCGGUAAAGUCACGUAGAAGGGAAGUAAUUUUAU